AUUUUAACUCCCCGUGAUAGUGCAAAAUAUCAAUACAAAGACAACGAAGAACUCAGUCCAACGUCCAUAGUCAGAGUACAAGCCGAAGUACAAAAGCAGCAGCGGCAAAUUCGAAGCCAAGAUUUUCAGUUCCAUUUGGAGAAGCGAUGACGAAAGAGAGAGAACUACUCGUUUACUCUGCUAAAUUGGCUGAACAAGCUGAGAGAUAUGAAGAGAUGGUUGAGGAAAUGAAGAAACUUGCGAAGUUAAAUGUGGAAUUGACAGUGGACGAGAGAAAUCUGCUAUCUGUUGGCUAUAAGAAUGUAAUAGGAGCUAGACGAGCUUCCUGGCGUAUUCUGUCUUCAGUUGAACAGAAGGAAACUACCAAACAUAAUGAGAAGAACGUGGAACGGAUAAUUGGUUACAGGCGUGGGGUUGAAGAUGAGCUCUCUAAAAUAUGCAGUGAUAUAUUGUCAAUCAUUGACCAACAUCUCCUUCCAUGUUCCUCCGCUGGAGAAUCUACUGUGUUCUACCAUAAGAUGAAAGGAGACUACUGUCGGUAUUUGGCUGAGUUUAAAUCUGGUGAUGAGCGUAAACAAGUUGCGGAUCAGUCAUUAAAGUCUUACGAGGCUGCUUCUGCAAUUGCUAACUCUGACUUGUCUCCAACUCAUCCUAUAAGACUUGGCUUGGCUCUGAAUUUCUCUGUUUUCUACUAUGAGAUAUUGAAUUCCCCUGAAAGGGCCUGCCACCUUGCUAAGCAGGCCUUUGAUGAGGCUAUUGCAGAACUUGACAGUCUCAAUGAGGAAUCCUACAAGGACAUUACCCUUAUUAUGCAGCUCCUUAGGGACAAUCUAACUCUGUGGACAUCCGAUCUUGCAGACGAAGGCGGAGAGCAGUCCAAUGCCGAUGAACUUUAGGUAGAGUGUUAAUCCACAUGACACUUGGUUACUGGGGUUGAAGCAUUGAACGAUGGAACACGCAUUAGUUAAUAGUUGUUAUUAACUGUUAUUUGGGUAUGUUGAUAGGACACAAUAGGGUUCACUGAAAUUGUUAGCUCCGUUUUCUAUUCUCUGUUUUGAAAUGUUGUCUGCCUUUUCCAUUUUCUUUUUUGAACAACGUGUACCUGUAUGUUCUUUAUUGAUUUAUUUCUCAUAUUUGUCGUA
Messenger RNA from Cucumis melo (muskmelon), 1142 nucleotides. Its product is annotated as 14-3-3 protein 7-like. The coding region runs from base 147 to 896 and encodes 249 amino acids. The record is from RefSeq and is a predicted model, not a curated record. Gene Ontology annotation, biological process: signal transduction. The transcript has 7 exons. Gene Ontology annotation, cellular component: cytoplasm. NCBI's taxonomy places the organism in Eukaryota, Viridiplantae, Streptophyta, Magnoliopsida, Cucurbitales, Cucurbitaceae.